GUUGUUUCCUUUGUGUCAAUUGGCAAUUCAGACGAUCAAAUAGUACCGACGAGGCAUUCGAGACAAUGGCCACCCCAACGAGAACCUAUCUUGCAUUCCAGCACAAUGCAAAGCUGUUCUCUCUGGCAACUGCGAUUAGAUCAAUCCGUUCGGCGACUUCUCUAGAUGAGCAGAACCGAUCUCUGUUCAAACAAGCUACCGACGAUGAUCAUGUAGUCGUCACUGAACAAACCAUUUUCCAUCCGCAAGGUGGCGGCCAACCCUCCGACGUAGGCGUGAUGAAAACUUCCAACAGCGUUUUCAAAGUCAGUGCGGUUCGUAUGGAUGUUGUCUCUAACGGACAAGUUCUGCACUUUGGUCGUUUCGAAUCUGGGCACAAUGCAUUCGCCGAGGGAGAGACGGUCACGCAAGAGGUUGAUGUUGAGAAGCGUCUACUCUACUCGAGACUGCACACAGCCGGACACGUACUGGGAGCAGCAACAAGGAAGCUCCUUGAGAAGGAAAUUGAAGGCUUCGAUGAGCUCAAAGCAUCGCACUUCCCCGAUGCCGCAUCUUGCGAGUUUCAAGGAUCAAUUGAGGGCAAAUGGAAAGACGCGAUCCAGAAGAAGGUCGACGAAUACGUUGAUGGCGACUUGCCUGUCGAGAUUGAAUGGUGGAGUGAAGAUGACUUCAAGAAAAAUGGUCUUGAAAGACUUAUCACCGACAAUCCCAAUGUUGCAGCAGGAGAGAAGUUCAGAGUCGUCAAGAUUGUUGGAGCGGACACUUAUCCUUGUGGUGGUACACACGUUGACAGCACAUUGGCUUGUGGAAAGACGACAGUAAGAAAGAUCAGUAGGAGCAAAGGAACAAGCAGGGUCUCAUAUGCCGUUGCAUAGAUGAUAUCUGAUACAUCUUUGUAGUAUAGAGAUCGACAUAUAGACUACUGACCUACUCUAGUAGUUUUUCUCCGUCAACGAUGUUAUCAAAUUCAUCGCCUCGAC
Messenger RNA from Aureobasidium subglaciale EXF-2481, 980 nucleotides. RefSeq lists its product as uncharacterized. Gene Ontology annotation, biological process: regulation of translational fidelity; alanyl-tRNA aminoacylation. Gene Ontology annotation, molecular function: ATP binding; alanine-tRNA ligase activity; Ser-tRNA(Ala) deacylase activity. NCBI's taxonomy places the organism in Eukaryota, Fungi, Ascomycota, Dothideomycetes, Dothideales, Saccotheciaceae. The transcript is spliced from 2 exons. Bases 66 to 875 code for a protein of 269 amino acids. The record is from RefSeq and is a predicted model, not a curated record.